AUGAUCUCUCUGAACCUCACUGUGCCGUUAGCGGUGGACUUUAAUGAAGCUGCAGAUUAUUUCAUUUUUAUAAUCAAUCUACUAACUGCCACUAGUUCUGUUCUCAUGGCUGGCUCGGUUCUUUUGGGCAUUAUUUGUACAAAGCCACUUCGAAAUCAAAACAGGUUUAUUUUCAUGCUGAACACCAGUAUAAGUGACACACUGUCAGGGGUAGGUGGUUACUACAUCGGUCUGUUUGAUGUGCGUGAAGGCUAUCCGUCAAAGAACGGUACCUAUUACAUAGUGCCUUCGCUACUGGGUGUCAACAUUUGGACCAUCUUGUUUUCACAGGUGGACCGAUUCUUUGCGGUAGCUUAUCCUUAUAUUUACAAUCGUUUUGUAACUAGAACUGUAGUUAUAGGAGUUUGCGUUUUCUGCUGGUUUUACACUUACUUAAUAUUAACGGUUCAGAACCUCCUCACCGUUGACACUGCAGCAAAAUUGAGCGCUUACGGCACUCUGUUGUUCCAGGCAAUAAUAAUCGCGAAAGUGCUGAUGACCGUGAAACUGUACCUCAUCGCUAAAUACCAGAUUGCUCGGGAGCCGCCGGGUCCAGAGAGAGACAGCAAGAAAGAGUCCCUGAGACUCAUCAUCGUGGUGGUAGUCUGCUUCCUGGGGCUCUGGAGUCCUGCCUUUUACUACGUUAUCGUGGUUCGAAUGACUGGGUCAACAUCUGUGUUCACAAACAACGCCAGCGACCCCUUUAGUGUGAUUUUAAGAUUCACUUCAACCUGUACCCCCGGACUGUACAUCUGGGGGAGCCCCGCUCUCAGGGAGGCUGUGCUGAAGACGGUGUGGGGGAGAGUCUGUCCUCCACUGAGAAAAAGGUAG
This is a messenger RNA of Lepisosteus oculatus (spotted gar), 870 nucleotides long. RefSeq names its product G-protein coupled receptor 183-like. Gene Ontology annotation, biological process: adenylate cyclase-activating G protein-coupled receptor signaling pathway; regulation of metabolic process. The record is from RefSeq and is a predicted model, not a curated record. Gene Ontology annotation, molecular function: G protein-coupled receptor activity. Gene Ontology annotation, cellular component: plasma membrane; cytoplasm. NCBI's taxonomy places the organism in Eukaryota, Metazoa, Chordata, Actinopteri, Semionotiformes, Lepisosteidae.